UUGGCUUUCGAUAUACAAUGGCUAUUUGGAAGAUGAAAAAUGGCCUAUUUAUGAUUAUGAUCUAUAUGAUACAAUUGAAAAUAUUGGAUUUCCUAUUAUAUUAAAUUCACGCUCCAUUACUGGAACCUUGAAAAAUUCUAGACACAAAGAUUUUCUCAAGCUUUUAUCUCCCGAAAUUAUUCGUACUUAUUUAAAAUCCAAUCAUACUAAAUGGGAACAUGACGUAAUAGAGAGAAACGAUGUCUUAAAAUUAUUUAAAUACAUAUUACAAGAUAAAAAGUUUAGUUCAUUAGAAGGCUUCAAAAUGAUUCCGCUCGCGAAUGGUACUCUUGGUACUUUGACACGAUCAAGAAAUUCAAACGUAUAUCUUGAUCCAGAUCUAAAUGAUUAUAAUAAUAAUAAAAGUUGUAGAAAUAAUAGAAAUAAUGAUGAACGUCUCAUAUUUACAAACCAAUUGCAUAAGUUUAUUGACAAAUCAAUCGAUUCUGAUUUGUAUAAACGUUUGUAUAAAAAUGCAAAAGCUGGAUGGAAUUUAAACAUCAAAAUUUUGGACGAAUCCGCCGUUGCCGAUAUGAUUAAAUAUUCGUUGGAUUAUGAAAGAAAUAAAAAUUACGAAGAGAUACAAAUAAAUAAUAAUAAUCGAGAGUGGAUUUAUCAAUUAUGGGAUAUCCUAAUGUAUCGGAAUUGGGAUUUGAAAAAAUUUGAAGAUAUUCAUCUAAUACCAACAAAUCGUUCAACUCUUAGAAAGUUAAAAACUCCUACAAAAAUUUUUUCAAGUAAAGCAAGCAAAUAUUCAUUUGAUAAUUAUAUUUCAAUAUUUGAAAAGUUUGGUGCUGUUUUUGUUGACAAUGGAUUUGACAUUGAAUGGGAUAAGAUAAAUCCGUAUAUUAUCAAGCUUGAUGACAUUAUAUCGGUCUUGACUUCGUUCCAAGCUAAUCCUUCAUAUCCAAGUAAUUUAGAUUGCCAGUUACAAAAUAAUGAGAUAUCAAUGUUCAUUAAAUAUUUAUCUCUUUUUUUGCAACAGUAUCAGUAUCAAGUAGAGUCUAAACUUACUGAAGUUAUCAAAAGAUUUCCAAUUUUUACUGAAAUUGGUUGUAAUUCGCCAAUCUCAUUAAUGUCUAAAGAUAGAAAAUGGUAUCUUUUGCCCUUUGAAGAAGUGAACUCAUAUGGGAAAAUUAUCUAUCCAAGUCAAAUGGGAGGAUUUCUUGACACUAGUUCAAAAUAUUUGUGUUAUAUAUUGGAAGAUAUUAUUAAAAUUCCUCGAUUAGAUGUAAAUAAUUAUUGGCGAAAUUGUGUAAUCCCAUUUCUUGAAAUGCAAUCACCAAAAGACAUAGAUAUAGUGGUUGACAAACUUUUUAAUCGAUUUCCAGAUAUACUUGACGAAAGAUUGAAGAAUGAUCUCGGGAGUAAGUCCUUUGUACCUGCUGGUACACUUGAGGAGUCGAAACAACAAAAAACACCCUAUAAACCAACAUUGGUUAAACCAAUAGAGUUGUUUGACCCUGAAAAAAAGAAAGUUAAUGAUCUAUUUUUUGAAGAUGAACGAGUCUUUCCCGCUGGCAAAUAUGGAAUAUCACGAUCAUUUUUUGAUAAUAAGUUCCUUGAGAAUUUGAAAAAAUUAGGAAUUAAAACAUCUCUUACUACAGAUGAUAUUAUUUUUCGAAUAAAUACUAUUAUGAAGAGAAAACAAUCUUCUAACAUUCAAGAUUUCAUUCAUAUCAAUGCAAAAAAACUUUUCAAAUAUAUUGAUGAAAAUUGGGAUCAGUUAACAAAUACUGAUAGCACCAUAUUCUCGAAUGCUAUUUUAGGAAAUGAGUGGAUCCCGACCACGAAUGAAUCUGGAAAGAAAUCCUUUUCGAAACCUCAGGAUUGUUAUUAUCAAAAAUACAAAUAUCUAGUUUGUUUUGUAGCACCAAUUCUGGAAUAUAAUAUUAAGAAUGUAAACUUUUUGAAACUUUUAAAUUGGAAUAUUUAUCCUAAUGUUGAUAUGGUUCUAAAACAAUUAACAUUUUGUUGUGAAAGUGUAACUAGAGGGCAAUCACCAAAGGAAUUGGAAUUAAUCUGUAAUUCAAUUUAUAAUUAUAUGAAUUUAGCGCUUCAACAUAACAUGUCCAUAUUCAAUUAUAUGAAAAAUCAUUUGAAAAAUAAAUCGUGGAUUUUGUGUGGAGAUACAUUUCGUUCAACUGAUGAAGUCGUUAUUGAUCUUCCUGAUAAACUUACGGGGAGCUACUCCUUAGUUACUAAACUUCCUAAAGAAUAUAAUGAAUUUAUAAAUUUAUUUAAAUCUAUGGGAAUUCGAGAUGAGAUUGGGAUUAAAGAUUUAAUUUUAGCUAUUAGAAAUACGGCUGAACGGAAUGAAAAUAAAAAUUUAUCAAUAGAAGAAAUAAAUAAUAUCGUACAGGUUCUUGAUCAUAUUGUAACAUUACAAAUGAGAAUCACGGCGGAAGAAAACGAUCCGGAAAGGUUUAAUGAGUUAUUAAUUCCAAGUACUGAAAAUAUACUUGUGGAUCUACGAAACAUUCAUUAUGAUGACAUGGGUAACAGACUUGAUAACGAAGAGAAAAGCAAGUAUAUGAUUGCUCAUCCCCUUGUAUCACAGUAUAUUGCCAAAAAAUUGAAUAUGCAGACUUUAACAGGAAAAAUAUGUGAAAUCUAAAUCCACAUUUAGAUACUGGAGAUAGUUCCUGGGAACCAUAUCGAUAUGAACAGAACGAAUCACUAACGACAAGAAUUAAAAAUAUUAUCAAAGAAUAUUUACCAAAUCAAA
Messenger RNA from Rhizophagus irregularis DAOM 181602=DAOM 197198, 2767 nucleotides. The record is from RefSeq and is a predicted model, not a curated record. Lineage: Eukaryota; Fungi; Glomeromycota; Glomeromycetes; Glomerales; Glomeraceae.